AUGACAAGCUGCGUACGCUCAUUCAGCCAAGUGAAGGUAAUUCUCCCUUACCUUCGAGCAUCGAUGGGACAGAAUCGACUCAGCGAUCUGGCCCUUCUGAGUGUGGAGAGGGAAGCACUUGAGAAGAUUGAUUUUGAUGAUGCAAUCAAUCAGUUUUGCGGUACACAACUACUGUCUGGACGCUUAAAGCUACGAUACUCCUUUAUUGUUUUGUCCAUGAAGGCAUCAAGCUUCAUAAAGCUAGUCACAGUAGGGGCAGCCACUACGUCGUCACUUAACUAUGCGUUCACUACCCUGCAAGUAAAGAAGUUCUGUCGCAACCUUCGCCUCACCUGGGGUUUACGCAACUUAAAAUACUACGAGAAGCCACCAGUAGCAAUAUGUGGCCGUGGUGUAGAGUGGGAAUGGAAAACAUCCAAAUCAUGCCUGAAGCCCUCUUUGAAAGAUUUACUGCAUGAGCAGAUGGCACUACCUUAUUUCAUCCAGCAUUUGGAAUCAGCUUCUGCAUUGCCCUACAUUCGCCUAUGGCUGGAUGUUGAGAACUUCCGUACUUCUAUGCUCACCCUGGGAAACAUGACAGAGGCAACCAGCAAAUCUGAAAUAAUCUGUGAUAAUGAUAGCUGCAAAAAGGCUGAGAAUGAUCAAGCAGAAAGUGAACCUGCUUGUUCCCCAUUAUGUGCCAAUAACCACAAAGGCCUCAGCUCGAUUUCAUUAAGCCUACCUGGUGAUAAAGAUGUGAGAAGAGUGCCAAGUGCUAAGAGCCUCCAAUUGAGUAACUCGUCUCAACUGUGGGAUGUGAUUGGUCAGGAUGCAUGCCUUAUCUGUGAUCGCUACCUCCAACCCUCAAUGAGGGAGAAAGUUCCUGAUCUUCCACCAAGUCUGGCUGAGGAAGCCAUUGCCAGUUUCAUGGACCAGGAAGGAGAUCGAGGUUUGGUGGAGUUCUUGCUGGCAGGGACAAACCUGACACAGCAGCUCGCAAGUCAGGAGUUGGUCCAAGAGGAGGCACAGGGAGAUGCUAUUGUUCUGUAUGAACGCUACUUCUCCCUCCAAUCCCCUACUGCUCUGGGAUUCAGUGAUUCUGUACGACUGGCAUUAGAGGAGAACAUGUGCCAGGAUGAGGGACCAAAAUAUGAUUGCUUUGCCAUACCCAUGUCCAUUGUCACCACUGUCCUUACCAAGCACUUCUUCCCACACUUCCUCAGUUCCCAGUUAUACUAUAAGUACCUGACGGAGUUAAUCCGGGUGGUUCAGGUCCAGUAUGCCCAGCUUCCUCCAUCUACCAUCAAGAAACCAGGCUCAACAAGCAGUGAGAGCAGUGAACAGACAUGUAGCAGUGCAUCAAUUAGGAAUACACUGCUUGCCAUGGAUACAUCUCAGCCAGGAGUCCCUUUAUCUCUCAAGCGAAGUAAAGGACACUCCAAGUUCUCCUUCUCUGAUGACCCCCUAUCAAAUAACAAGUGCCUUUGGAAUCGUCCUUUAGCAGGGAAAUUGAUGACUGGACAGGUGACAGAAUUGGGUCGGUACUGCACCAAUUUAGAGCCAGACCCUGAGAGUAAAGAAGGUGAAUCAAGAUUAAGGCGGAUGAUGAAGGGAUUGAAGAAGAAGAAAAUGGAUGAGGAAGAGCUGGCAUGGCGUGUGGCUGAGAUGGUGGUCCGAGAUGUGACCAGUUAUACAUUGUGUGGCAUAUUUAGUUUGGAAGAUGAUGAAGAGGAUCCGCCGUCUGUGGUACAGGACUUUCAUAUGGCGGAACCCUGUUGUGAUGGCUCUUGGGUGUCAAUCCCAGGAAAGACAAAGAUUGGCAUACAAGUGGAAGAGGAGUCAUCAGCUGUCAUCAACCCUCUUUGUUCUUAUUUGAGAGUGGAGGUGGGUCGACUGGAAACACCGAAGAUCCAAGGGAAAUAUGACACAGGCCAGCUGUUCCUUCACUGCAUCUUUGGAUAUCGGGGUGUUAUCCUCUUUCCAUGGAUGGCACGAGUCUAUGACAGGGACAUCCCAUCAAAAAAGGAGAAGUCUGAUGAUGAUUUUGGAAACCAUGGUGGAUUGAGUCGGGAGGUGAAGGGAAGAACUCACACAUUCUAUCAAGUUCUGAUUGAUCAACGAGACUGUCCAUAUAUCAGGGCACAGACAGAAGCAGUGACAUUCCUUGGGAACCAAGAGAACUCCCGUUCCUUGUAUGCCAUCCCAGGCCUGGAUUAUGUGGCUCAUGAGGAUAUCCUUCCAUAUACAGCCACUGAAGGUCAGCCCCUGCAUCAUGAGCUUUUUGACAAGUUUCUCAAGUACGAUCCUGAUAGAGAUCCUCCCUUUGGCCCUAGGGAGACACUGAAAGCAUGGCAGGAGAAGAAUCAUCCUUGGCUGGAGCUCUCAGAUGUGCACAAGGAGACAACAGAGAAUGUGCGUGUCACUGUCAUCCCAUUCUAUAUGGGUUGUCGUGAAUCACAAAACUCAACUGUUUAUUGGUGGCGUUACUGCAUCCGACUGGAGAACCUUGGAGAGCUGUCAGUGCAGCUGAGAGAGAGACAUUGGCGUAUCUUCAGCCUGUCAGGAACCCUUGAGACUGUGCGAGGACGUGGGGUUGUUGGUCAGGAACCUGUCCUGUCAAAGCUCCAGCCUGCAUUUCAGUACAGCAGUCAUGUCUCUCUUCAGGCUCCCUCUGGACACAUGUGGGGUACAUUUCGUAUGGAACGUGAAGAUGGGUUCACGGUCAGACCAGAGGAGGUCACAAAGGAGACCCUGAUCGGGGACAUCCGUAGGUCUCAUGAUUCGUCGGAUCUGCUCCAUCGACUGAAGAUCUGGGCUCAGCCCCCCAUGGCAGCAAAAGAUCUUCUCAUCAACAAUGGCUGCCACCGGAAGGCAGUUGAAGCAGUCAGCGAACAGGAGACAGAUUGUUUCCAGACUCUGUUUCCCUCUGUCCACAUAAUCCCCAAGGAAAAGAUAAUUGGACUCAGGAGGAAAUCCACCAUACUCGAAAAGCCGCAGCAGAUCAUAGUACUGGCCAUGGGUGUCAGUUGUGGCAAGAUGGCGUUGCACAAGUGCGUGACUACCAUGAGUUCAAAGAAGGAAGAAGCUUCUGUCACAUUUUUCGUGGACGAAGAAGGCGAUCGAAACGCGCCUGCCUUCAGGACCGAGGAUGUCAUUGUCCUAGACUCCACCUCCGACUCUGACAGUGUGAAGAUUCUUCAUUCUGACUCAGAUGGAUCCAUUCAUAUCAUAGAGGAUGAUAGUGGCAGAGAUGACAGGAAGCAGAUACCAGAAUCCCUGGAUGAAGUUUGCUUUCCGGAUCGUCAGAAGCCAAAGCCCACAAAUAGCGCAGACUCUCAAGAUUUCAUCUUUUUGAGCACAUACGAAGGCCAGGUGGACCUGAGUGUGUCUUCCAACAAUGCCCCCAUUGACAUAGGCCAACUCAGUUACAAUUCUCCUCUUGGAAGAGUGGAUUCUGUGGACCCUGAAGCUUCUAAUGGACAAACUCAAAGCAGAAUUGGAAGCAAUUUGGCUCAAAAUAAUGGUCAUGAUGACCUAUCACUGGAGAGGGACCUAGAAGAUGUGGAUGGGAAAAUUGACGAGUCAAAGAAACGUAGACAGCAGCAGUUUAAUCCUUGCUUCAAUUGCGGUGGGGACCAUGCUGUGAAAGAUUGUCGGAGACCAAGAAAUCAUGCAAAGAUUGAAGAAGGGCGACGUGCUCUUCGCAUCCGUUCGACCAUGCUUUCAAAGAGGUACCAUUCAGAUGCAGAACAUUCUAAAUAUCCACAUCUGCAACCUGGGAAGAUCAGCAGUAAAUUGAGACGAGCCCUUGGGCUGAGCAGGGACCAGGUGCCAGGGUAUAUCUAUAGGAUGCGAAUUCAUGGGUAUCCCCCUGGCUGGCUCCAGGAGGCCAAGGUUGAGAAAUCCGGGCUCCGUCUCAUUGAGAGCCAAGAAGAAGGAGAGGUGCAGGAUCAUAGAACUCCAGAAUUGGAGUAUGACUUUGACAAAAUAGUGGAAUAUCCUGGCUUUAAUGUGCGACUGCCACGAGGCUAUCAUGAAGAGGGCCACAAGUAUGACUGCCCACCACAACAGGCAAUGAAUUUGAAAAAGAACUGGUCAGGCUUCAUCCGAGAAGCUGAGGAAAAAGCAAUCCUCAAGCGAAGCCUCCCACCAGAUCUUAGUGCUGGCAAGAAAGCCACUUCCUUACCCAUGGAUCUCUGUUCAUCUGACGAUGAGACCUCAUCUCAAGAUGCUCAAAAGGAGGAUUUGAAACCUGGGGGAAGCCGAUGUUUAUCACCUUCCCUCACAGACCUGGAGCUGGCCAAGCAGCAACUCAUUGCUGAACUCAAUGAGGAAUUUCUCACAUGCACAAGUGAGGGAAAAGAGGAGUUGCCUGCACUCAGAAGUCCACCACCUACCAAGCUUGCCAAGGCAGAGGGUCAGCUAGUCUCAACACCAUUGUCAGCUGGAGCUCUCAUCCCCAAGAGUCUCAGUGGACUUAAACAGCUCCCAAGUUCUGAAAAGUUCCAGUCCAACAUCAGCGACCACCUCCCAUAUGAGAACCUCCCUGACUCCACAGGGACAUAUGACCGGAUGCGAGAACUCCUCAAGAAUGUUCGCAAGGAGAUGGGAGUCAUUCAUAAGUUUGGUGCCUUCCUGACGACGGAGACUGGAGGGACGCAAGAUGUAGAGGGCAAAGGCAAUCAGGAACCAACACAGGGCAAGAAGGAUGAAGCUAUUUGGCUCCCCAAAACGGGAUGGGCGAUGAGAAAGGCACAGGCGGAUAUGGAAAGGCAAGGAGGAAAAGCGCAGCAGACCAUGGACACGUACGGUGAUGCCAUUCGCUUCUCUACAUUGCCAAUGGAUAUCAAUGAAGAUGAAUAA
Molecule: messenger RNA, 4842 nt
Organism: Darwinula stevensoni
Lineage: Eukaryota; Metazoa; Arthropoda; Ostracoda; Podocopida; Darwinulidae
Source: the annotation of a GenBank genome assembly